Teleopsis dalmanni is the source of this 4464-nucleotide messenger RNA. RefSeq lists its product as uncharacterized. Lineage: Eukaryota; Metazoa; Arthropoda; Insecta; Diptera; Diopsidae. Gene Ontology annotation, molecular function: nucleic acid binding. The transcript is spliced from 3 exons. The coding region runs from base 1 to 4464 and encodes 1487 amino acids. The record is from RefSeq and is a predicted model, not a curated record.
AUGGAAGUCAUGGCAGAAUUGAUUGCCAAACAAUCAGAAUUGGGAAAACAAAUCCAACAACUGAUCACUAACUUCAAAAAGGACUCAAAAGAGAGGCAGACAUCCCCUCGAUACUAUGAAGAGCGUAUUAGGCGACUCAACGAAUUAUGGGAACAAUUUGACCAUAACGACACACAAAUCAGGAAUUUGCCAGAUUUGGAUACGAGCGUUGCAUAUUUUACCAGCAACUACUUUCAAGAAAUCAAAGAAUUAUUUGAAAAAUAUGAGCAUAUUUUCGAAAAUGAAUUAUCAACCAAAAUACCUCCAACACCUUCCUCAAAGGAGUCAGCAACGACAGCACGUCAACCGAUGCCGUCACCAAGGGAAGGACAAUAUAGCACAAGUAUAACACGAAUGAUACACAAGCAAGGUGCAAUUUGUGUAUCACUGAAGCGACUCAUAGCAGGCAUCAAUCGUCAAACAGGCGUUCAGAUGAAAUCCUUUUAUGAAGUGAAUAUGGCAAGAAUUGAGAAGCUAUGGAACGAGAUUGAAGCCAUUAAUUUUGAAAUUUGGGAGUACACCAACAAUCCGACUACAGUGGGAUAUAAACUCGAUGAGUACCUCGAAAUGGAAGAAUUGGUUCAGUCAACUUUAAUUUCGUUGGCUUCAAAGAAAGCAAAUGAUGAACAAUCACAACAAGGAAGCAGUAAACCAGACAGCGCUGGUGUAUCACUGCCUAAGGUAACAAUACCAAAAUUCGAUGGCGAUUAUUUGAAGUGGUGUCAAUUCUAUGAUUUGUUCACCGAAAUGAUUCACAAGCAGCAGCUUUCUAACGCUCAGAAAAUGUGGUAUCUCAAAGGUAGUUUAACAGGAGAAGCAGAAGGCUUAGUCCGACACCUGUCAAUAACCAACGAGAAUUAUCAAACGGCAUGGAAUUUGCUACAAGAACGAUAUCACAACAAAAGAAUUAUUGUAGCAACAAUCAUUCAAAGAAUUCUAAAUCAACCAAUAAUAUCAAUCAAUCCUUCAGCGGCAGAAAUAAGGACACUACAUGAUGUUACAUUUGAAGGAUUGCUGGCUCUAAAAAAUGUGGGACUCGAAACAGAUUCAUGGUCGCCGCUACUGCUUCACAGUUUGCUCCUCAAACUAGAUAAGCAGACUCGCAUUUUGUAUGAACAGUCGCUGACUCAUCCAAGAGAGAUUCAGUCGAUUAAGGAGUUCAUGAUCUUCCUGGAAUCAAGAUUCCAGUCCUUAGAGGUAAUUGGCCAUAGGGAAAAGCCAUACUCAGCAAAAGCCCUUGCCACAACUAUGGGAAAGGCAAAUAUAUCAACCUGUAAGAUCUGUAAUAAUGGAUCACAUCCGAUAUAUUAUUGCAAAACAUUCUUGCAAUCAACACCACAAGGUCGUAUCAAGACAGUACAAAAACUUAGACUGUGUUUGAACUGCUUACGUACUGCAAAAGUUCCCGGUGCAACAAGUGCAGCAAGAACCACAAUUCAUUCAUUGGUUGAGAAACCCGGUCAUCAACCUUCUACUGUAAUCACAGCAUUAACACAAAAUAAGGGAUACGUUCUUCUUAGUACAGUUAAUAUGAAAAUAGCUACGUUUGAUGGUGAUUUCAUUGAGUGCAGAGCAAUACUCGAUUCUGGAUCACAAAUAAACUUAAUCACAGAAAAACUGGCAAGAAAAUUAAAAUUGCAGUUACACUCAUCACCGUUCUGGAUAGAAGGAAUUGGUAGAAGCAAAAGGGACACAAAAUACAGUGUGACAACAAAAAUUCAGUCUCGAAUUAAUGAUUUCAAUGUAAAUAUCAACGCAUUCGUGAUGCCUCGAAUUAUCUCAGCCCAACCAACACAAUGUCUGGACACUUCUGGUUGGUCAAUUCCUCAGAAUAUAAAAUUGGCUGAUCCAGACUUCGCGAAUCCAAAUCAAAUUGACUUAUUAAUUGGAGCAGAAUUCUAUCACAGCUUUUUAUCGAUUGGUCAAAUCAAAAUAGGUGAGGGUCUACCUGCACUUCAGAACACGGUUUUCGGAUGGAUAUGCAGUGGCAAGGUUAGCAACGGUAAUCAAAAAUUACUUACCUGUGGCAUGUGCAGCGAAGCUGACGACGAAGCAUUGGAUAAUAUACUUACUAAAUUCUGGCAAUUGGAGGAAAUCAAUCAAACGGAUGACAAAUUCACUGAUGCAGAAAAGAAAUGUGAAGAAUCUUUUGCUCAAAAUACUCACCACAAUCAUGAAGGGCGAUUUGUCGUGAAACUACCAUUUAAGGAAGAUACAACUGUUCUUGGUGAAUCCAUGCAGAUGUCGAUGAAUCGAUUUUUUAGUCUUGAACGUCGGCUGUUGAGGAAUUCUGAACUAAAGAAGAUGUACGUUGACUUCAUGCGAGAGUAUGAACAUCUCGGCCACAUGGAAAAAAUCAAUCAGGAUGAUAUAAUGCAUCCACAUUACAUUUUGCCACAUCAUUGUGUAAUCAAGGCAGAUAGUACUACAACAAAGCUUCGCGUGGUUUUUGAUGCAUCUGCAAGAACAUCAACCGGAGUCUCACUCAAUGACAUCAUGCAUAAUGGUCCAGUCGUGCAAAACGAACUCUCAUCCAUUUUACUGCGUUUCAGGAAACCACGCUUCGUUUUUACAACAGAUAUUGAAAAGAUGUAUCGGCAGAUACUAAUUGAUCCACGAGAUGAAUAUCUUCAAAUCAUUAUCUGGCGAGAGUCACCAGAAGAAAACUUGUGCUAUUACAAAUUAAAAACGGUAACGUAUGGCACAAGAGCAGCGCCGUAUCUGGCAACUAAGUGUCUACAAACCCUGGCCAGAGAGCAUGCCGUUAAAUUUCCACUUGGUUCCGCUACACUCAGCAAGGAUUUUUAUGUCGAUGACGGUUUAAGUGGCUCAGACAGUCUCACGGAGGCAAUUGCAACAAAGGAUCAACUUAUUAAAAUAUUGGUGACAGCUGGUUUCAAACCUCGCAAGUGGUGCGCAAAUAAUGCCCAAUUACUUCAAGGACUCGCUCCAGAAGAUCAAGAAGUUGAUCUCGAUGUCAGCAGUGAGUCACAUAAGACAGUAAAAACUCUAGGCCUUAUCUGGCUACCAAAAUCUGAUCAGUUUUCAAUAAAAACUAACGGACCUAUACACAGCAAAAUAACAAAGAGGACCGUAAGUUCCGAGUUGGCGCACAUUUUUGAUCCACUUGGAUUAAUGGCUCCCGUAGUAGUGAAGGCGAAAAUAUUCGUUCAAAGAUUGUGGCAGUUAAAACUUUCGUGGGAUGAAGCUCUGCCUGCUGAAAUGCAUACUCAAUGGACCCAUUUUCGUCAAAGCUUAUGUGAAAUAAACAAUGUGAAGAUUCCACGACAUAUAUUUCAUCAUAAACAACCAAGGAAUACUCAGAUUCAUGUAUUUACUGAUGCCUCCGAAAGGAUCUAUGGAGCUGCCAUUUACAUCAGAGCCGAAAUGACUGAUCGAACUAUCUCAGUUCAGUUACUUUGUUCAAAAUCACGCGUCGCUCCAUUAAAAACGCAGACAAUACCAAGACUUGAGUUAUGUGCGGCUUUACUAGGAGCACAAUUGGUAGUAAAGGUAAAAAAGGAUUUGGAAUAUGAACAUCAUCCGAUAUUUAUGUGGACUGAUUCUGAGAUAACAUUGCAUUGGAUCAAUUCAGAACCAUCAACAUUCCAAACUUUCGUUGCUCAUCGUAUCAGUAAGAUUCAGCAAUUAACACUAAAGGAACAGUGGAGGCAUGUCAAUACUAAACAAAAUCCAGCUGAUCUAUUAUCCAGAGGUGUAGAUCCAAUUUACAUUCAGAAGAAUGCAAUGUGGUUUUAUGGGCCACUUUUCCUUCAUGGAAAUCAAGAAUGCUGGCCCCAACCAUUCCGUCAGGAAUUGAUAACAUCCGACCAUAUACAAGCGGAAGUCAAAAGCAAGGUGCAUGUGCUUACAAUUUCACAUGAUGAUGAACUAAUCAAAAUGAUUUAUACGAUAAGGCAUGGAAACUCAUUCAUAAGGUUGCAACGAAUUCUUGGCUAUGUGUUGAGAUUCAUCAAAGGGUUACGUAAUAAGAGCAAGCACAACGACAUCAAUUUGACACCAUUAGAACUGGAUGAGUCAUUACUCAUAAUUAUAAAAGCCAUACAGCUAAGUGAUUUCAAUGAAGAACGACAUCAACUCUUAAAGAAAAGGGAUCUAAAGGGAAGCAGUAGUCUCCACGGACUUUCUCCAUUUAUCGAUGAUAGUGGCGUCAUCGGGGUUGGAGGUCGAUUGACGUCAACACAUCUUACCUACGAUGCCAAACACCCCAUGCUGCUGCCAUAUAACGAUCCAAUAGCUAAGCUCAUAAUGAAACAUUUACAUGAGAAGGGACUUCACUGCGGACCGCAAACAUUAUUAGCCCAGUGCAGGCAGCGAUUUUGGCCAAUAAAAGGCAAGAUUAUGGCUCGAUCCAUUGUGCAACAUUGUGUACAAUGCACUCGACUUUGUUAUUGUCUAUUCUAA